AUGUCCAAAAGAAUUCUUUUACAGCUCUUGUUUGCCGCGCUGGCAGUUUCUACAAAGCUACCGUUUAAAGCACAUUUUGGGAACAAGCCUGCCCCUUUUUUGAUUGACGUGGAUCAGUCUUUUAUUGAAGAAACAAGAGUCAAGGCCUCUCUAACUCGGAUUGCUACAGAUCUUGUCCAGCAUGAUCCUCGUGAUGGACCCCUUGUCCAGAAUGUCAGCGCGAUUAAAGAUUAUUGGACUCACAACUACAACUGGAAUAAGGCGCAGAAACAAUUGAAUGAUCACCUACCACAGUUUACUACCACAAUUGAUGGUGCUGGUAACUACUCGCACCCAAUCCCACUCCACUUUGUCCACCGUCGAUCCUCAAGGAAGGAUGCCAUUCCCCUGCUGUUUGUACACGGCUACCCGGGAUCCUUUAUAGAGGUAGACCGCGUGAUUGACGGGUACUCGAAUCCUCCCAGCAAUGAAACAGCAUUCCAUGUGGUAGCUCCCAGCCUGCCCGGGUUCGGCUUCUCGCCGGCUCCCGAGUAUUUCGGCUUGGGACUGCGAGAGGCUGGUCAAGCUUUUCAUAAAUUGAUGCUACAGUUGGGAUACAACAAGUAUCUGGUUCAUGGCGGUGACCUUGGCUCCCACACCAUACGGUACAUGGCUAUCGAUCAUCCGGAGAGUGUUCGAGCACUACACACCAACCUCUGGUAUCAAGUCCCCAACAAGCAGGACAUGGACAGAUUCAAUGCCAAGAAUUCCACCGCAGAGGAGGCCUUUCUCAUCAACGUUCUUGCAGCAUUUAGGUUGACAUUACUGGGACAACGGCAAGUCUUUGAGAACCAGCCUCUCCAGUGGGCAUACGCUGCGACGGAUAGCCCGGUUGGUUUUGCGGCAUGGGUGAUAUUCGAACUUCAAGCCGGCAGUCCAUCUUAUUCCUGGACAAUAGAUGAACUCAUCACAUGGACUAUGUUGUUAUAUAUACAGGGGCCGUUUGGCAGCGCCAGAAUGUACAAGGAGCUUCAACUACGAGCAAGUUUGACUACAUUCACCAGCCGGUGGGCAUCACUCAGUUUGCCGAACAAGGCUUUAUCACGGUCAGUGAAGCAUCCGAAAGAUUGGGCACCUCGCCAGGGAAAUAUCGUUUUCUUUAACAGCUAUUCUUUUGGCGGCCAUUUCGCUGCUUGGGAGGUGCCUAACGAGCUUGUUGCCGACGCGCGAGAGUUUAUGAAGCCUGGUACCGCUGCAUGGGAUGCAUAUCACAAAUAA
Messenger RNA from Trichoderma virens Gv29-8, 1257 nucleotides. RefSeq lists its product as uncharacterized. The transcript has 3 exons. Gene Ontology annotation, molecular function: epoxide hydrolase activity. NCBI's taxonomy places the organism in Eukaryota, Fungi, Ascomycota, Sordariomycetes, Hypocreales, Hypocreaceae. Gene Ontology annotation, biological process: epoxide metabolic process. Bases 1 to 1257 code for a protein of 418 amino acids. The record is from RefSeq and is a predicted model, not a curated record.